CUUUUGUUCUUUCUCGAGAAGGUUGGUAUAGUCUAUAGAUAUCAGAGCAGAGCUCGUGUUUGUUCUUUCUGUUCUGGUGAUAUACCUGCACUUGGAAUCUACUUACGAAAAGGAACAAUGACACGCUUCCGCGGCUGCAUCGACAUCCACGCCGGCCAAGUGAAGCAAAUCGUCGGCGGCACGCUCUCCGAAUCCGACACCGCGGGCGCGGAGCUCAAGACGAAUUUCGUCGCGAGCCUGCCUGCGUCGCAUUUUGGGAAACUGUACAAGGAUAACGAUGUGCGGGGCACGCAUGUGAUUAAAUUGGGACCCGGCUGCGAUGAUGCCGCGGCGGAGGCGUUGGGAGCGUGGGAAGGUGGGUUACAGAUUGGUGGAGGAAUUACAUUAGAGAACGCACAGGAGUGGAUUGAUAAAGGAGCAGAUAAGGUCAUCGUCACAUCAUACCUAUUCCCGAACGCAAAACUGGACCUGGAGAGACUACAGAAGCUGACAGAGAAACUGGGCAAGGAAAGAUUGGUCAUCGAUCUGAGCUGUCGGCGACGGAAUGAGGAAUGGAUCGUUGCUAUGAAUAAGUGGCAGACCUUAACCGAGACCAAGAUUGACAAAGAAACACUGGAAUUCCUAUCCCAGUUUUGCUCAGAAUUCCUCGUGCAUGCCGCCGACGUCGAGGGACUCUGCCGCGGCAUCGACCAAGACCUCGUCGUCGCGCUCAGCAAAUGGUCGCCCAUCCCAGUCACCUACGCCGGCGGCGCCAAGAGCAUCGAGGAUCUGCAGCUCGUCGAGCGGUUGAGCGGGGGCAAAGUUGAUCUCACGUACGGAAGCGCUUUGGAUAUCUUUGGAGGAAAGCUGGUGAAGUUUGAGGAGUGUGUGGAGUGGAAUCGUCACCAUUAGUUUGGGUUGUAGAUACUGAUAGAGAUAAAUA
Messenger RNA from Myxozyma melibiosi, 922 nucleotides. Its product is annotated as phosphoribosylformimino-5-aminoimidazole carboxamide ribotide isomerase. Gene Ontology annotation, biological process: L-histidine biosynthetic process; L-tryptophan biosynthetic process. Gene Ontology annotation, cellular component: cytoplasm. Gene Ontology annotation, molecular function: 1-(5-phosphoribosyl)-5-[(5-phosphoribosylamino)methylideneamino]imidazole-4-carboxamide isomerase activity. The transcript is spliced from 4 exons. The record is from RefSeq and is a predicted model, not a curated record. Bases 118 to 891 code for a protein of 257 amino acids. Lineage: Eukaryota; Fungi; Ascomycota; Lipomycetes; Lipomycetales; Lipomycetaceae.